Messenger RNA from Sabethes cyaneus, 1132 nucleotides. Its product is annotated as CD63 antigen-like. The coding region runs from base 175 to 918 and encodes 247 amino acids. The record is from RefSeq and is a predicted model, not a curated record. The transcript has 7 exons. Gene Ontology annotation, cellular component: membrane. Lineage: Eukaryota; Metazoa; Arthropoda; Insecta; Diptera; Culicidae.
UCAGUUGCGUUUUAUCGGUUCACUGAGGCAGACGGUUAGUGGCUUGGAAAACGAUCUCAUUUUAGCUGCGUAUUCGAUUGAAGCUCACACACCGGUGUCAGGAGCGACGUAAUAUCCAUACCGACUGAGGUUUUCUAUUCUAAUUACAACGCAACAAACAACUAAUCCGUAAAAAUGUCGCUCAGCACCAGUGCGAAUCUUGUGAAAUAUUUACUAUUUCUAUUUAACUUUUUGUUCGUGAUAACCGGUAUCACAAUAAUGGCCAUCGGACUAACGGUUCAGGGCGCAUAUCACCACUUUUCGGAGAUCCUCGAUCCCCAAUUUUUUAGCGUCCCCACGUUUCUGGUAGUCAUUGGAAGCCUUAUUUUCGUGAUUGCCUUCUUUGGAUGCUGUGGAGCGUACAAAGAGAACUACUGUAUGACACUUACUUUUUCAGUACUGCUCGUCCUAAUCUUUAUCCUGGAACUUGCGGCUGGUAUCAGCGGAUAUGUUCUGCGAAAUGAUACAUACAAUUUACUAUCAAAUUCAAUGAAAAACUCAAUGAAGAAAUACGGUGCUAACGAUUCCCAGGAAGUCACCAUAAUUUGGGAUAAAAUUCAAAUGAAUUACAACUGCUGUGGAGUGGAAAGUUCAAAGGAAUGGGCGGAAGUCAACCCGGCUUUGUUUAACAUUUCGUACCUUCCGAUGACUUGUUGUGAAGUACCUCCAGUUUCCAUCGGAAUCCAACGAUGCAUAGAUGAAGCCCAUCCGGACUUGCUGCGCUCAACGGGUUGUGCCAAAUCGUUCGGAAACUUUAUCAAGUCACAUGCCGUAAGCAUUGGAGCCGCCGGAAUCGCCAUAGCCGUGAUACAGUUUUUCGGAAUACUCUUUGCAUGUUAUCUGGCAAAGCAGAUAAAGCAGCAACAUUCAGGAUUCUAGUCAGAGUUUUUUUGGAGAGUAAAUGUUGAUUGAAUUCGUUUGAUUAACGUAACGUUAGAACAUUUGAACAACUAUUUAAUGUCAUAUUUAUACAUUACAAGGGUUUUUCAUGUUGCUUGUGUUUCUGACUGCAGAUUUGAGAGUGUUUUAAUUCAGAUAGCUAUAAUUGUUCUUAAAAUAAAAGUAACUACCAUUGAGCUAGUAAACAUAUUCC